CAAUGGAGAAAAGUGAACGGUUUUCAGAAUAUCUGUUUGCGAAGAUGGGCCCUGGAGAUCGCGGGCCGAAGACUACGGAAGACCGGGAGGCCCCUGUAGAGCUGAAAGGGCUGAAGAAAUGUUUGAUGAAGAAUAUUAUGCUGGUGAUUACCCUAGUUGGGGUAUUUGCAGGGAUUACUUUAGGUAUAAGUCUACGUGCCUACAAUCUAAGUCCAGAAGCACUAUUAGUUAUUUCGUACCCUGGAGAAAUCUUCAUGAGACUUCUGAAGAUGAUGAUCUUGCCCCUAAUCAUUGCCAGUCUGAUUGCCGGCUCAGCAAGUCUUAACGCAAAGAUGAGCGGAAAAAUAGCCUGCAGAACUCUUCUUUACUUUAUAAUAACGUCAAUGUUUAACGCUUUCUUGGGGAUUGUAAUGGCCGUAAUAAUACAUCCUGGACAGCCUGAUUUGAGAUAUGAUGUUGGACCUCCAGCGGAGAGUACUCACGAACAUUCAAUUUUGGACAGCGUUUUGGAUAUAGGACGAAACAUCUUCCCCGAUAACAUAGUUCAAGCCUCAUUCCAGCAGGCGUACACGGCGUAUAUGCCGCCCACAACGUCGUUUGGCAAAACGCAGAACGACUCCAUUGUUCGGUUGGUUCCAGUGGUAGCUUAUCGAUCAGGCACCAACACACUCGGUCUCGUCUUCUUUUGUCUGGUUUUCGGCAGCUGCCUUGGCACCAUCGGUCCCAAGAGCCGUGUGGUUAUUGACUUCUUCCAAGCAGUCUUCGAGGUCAUUAUGAAGAUGGUAACUGGCGUCAUGUGGUUCACACCAGUUGGCAUUGGUAGUGUUAUUGCUGGAAAGAUUCUGGGGGUCAACAAUGUUGGUCAGGUGUUGUCCCAACUAGGCUGGUUCAUUGCAACAGUGACGAUUGGUAUCUUCCUAUACCAACUGAUUGUGUUGCAGCUUGUAUACUUCGCUUUCUUAAGAAAAAAUCCUUUCAAGUAUUAUUGGGGAUUGUCACAUGCCAUGUUAACUGCAGCUGCCACUGCUUCUACGGCAGCAGCUCUCCCAGUUACAUUCCGAGCAAUGGAAGGUCCCCUUAGGAUUGACAAACGCAUCACUCGCUUCGUUCUCCCCAUCGGAUGCAAUAUAAACAUGGACGGCACAGCACUCUUUCUUGCAGUAGCCAGUAUAUUUAUUUGUCAAAUGAAUAAUAUUCAUUUGGGGAUGGCCCAGCUAGCAACUAUUUUUCUAACAUCAACGGCAGCGUCAUUGUCGUCAGCAUCUGUUCCGUCAGCAGCAAUGGUUCUGCUGUUAGUGGUACUGGCUGCAGUGGAUGCGCCCACGCAUGAUGUUUCUUUGCUCUUCGCUGUUGAUUGGUUGGUAGACCGGAUACGAACCACUAAUAACAUGCUGGGCGACUGUUACACGGCAGCCAUCGUCGAGAGUCUGUCCAAAAACGAACUUAUGGCAGCUGAUGCUGUUUCCAUAGAUCCUAACGGCGUCCAAACUUCCAAUAGUGAACUGGGCAUUAAUACGCCUGGUAAGAAGUCUGUUAUCUCCGAUGACGUCAUUAUUGAUAUGCAUUUACACCACUAGGUGUUCAGGAUGUACCAGUGUUGCUCAAUAGUCAUCUGUCUCUCCUUUUACUUUCUUUGAAUCUUAUUGACUGUUUUAGAAUUUUUAGGGUCUUUUACAUUGUCCAAUACUCAUAAAACAAAAUCAACAAACACAGUUUUAGCUAGAUCUUUGUAGAUGGAUUAUUUAUUUAUAAGGUUAGUUAUCAUAUAGAUCCCAAAAAUAAGAAUCUAAAUGUUCUGCAAAAAUUUGUAUUCUCAUGAUUUUUGGAUACCUUACAGUUAAUAGGAUUUGCUUAAAAUUAGAUGAUGGUGUCAGCACAUGGGUUUAUGAAACGAGCCAUUACUUAUCAAAAACCAUGCAAUCAAUUAUGGUUUUUGAUAAGUAAUAUUUUUGGUGACUAUGAGGAAAUUUAAGUUUUUAUAAUAAUGGAUAAUUAUUCUUGAACUUUUCUUGAGAGUCUGGAUUCAACCUUGCCAAAAUUCUUUUACCAAUGUUAUGUGCUUUUCAAAUGGUAUUUACCUAUAUUAUACUCCAGUGUCAAUUUAGAAAACAAUAAAAUUAUUCAUCUCUUUAAAAAUAAUUGCAUCUUACAUGUAUCUAAUUAACAUAUUAGAACAGACUGAUUCAAACUAGAUUGCAAAUUUUUACCUUUUAAUAUUUUUUUUUGUCUUUCUUAUGAAUUUAUGGACAUAAAAUUAUCACAAUGAAUUUAAAUACACAGUUGUCUAUUUC
Hyposmocoma kahamanoa is the source of this 2291-nucleotide messenger RNA. RefSeq names its product excitatory amino acid transporter (gene Eaat2). Gene Ontology annotation, cellular component: plasma membrane. NCBI's taxonomy places the organism in Eukaryota, Metazoa, Arthropoda, Insecta, Lepidoptera, Cosmopterigidae. Bases 3 to 1577 code for a protein of 524 amino acids. Gene Ontology annotation, molecular function: L-glutamate transmembrane transporter activity; glutamate:sodium symporter activity; neutral L-amino acid transmembrane transporter activity. Gene Ontology annotation, biological process: L-glutamate transmembrane transport. The record is from RefSeq and is a predicted model, not a curated record. The transcript has 9 exons.